This is a messenger RNA of Trachymyrmex cornetzi, 597 nucleotides long. RefSeq names its product extensin-like. The coding region runs from base 1 to 597 and encodes 198 amino acids. The record is from RefSeq and is a predicted model, not a curated record. NCBI's taxonomy places the organism in Eukaryota, Metazoa, Arthropoda, Insecta, Hymenoptera, Formicidae. The transcript is spliced from 3 exons.
AUGGAGAACAGAUCCACACGAAAAUAUAAAAGUGAAGAAGGCACGCGCGCUACGCAAAAGUCGUUCCUGUCACCACCUGAGAAGGUGGUGACAAGGAAAGUGGCCAAGGAGCUGCUACUGACGUCGUCGCGUCAGGUUUCGGCAACCUCUACAAGACCAGCGGCGACGUCAGUAGCUCAAGCAACGUCGUCAUCACCAACGGCAGCAACGACGUCGUCAUUAAGAAUCAAUCAGGCGGUGCAUCGCCUUCUACAGAAGGAGAGGCGCAAGGAGCAGCGCCAAAGCAAUCGAAAAUAUGCCGGCGAUAUGUACGUACCACCAACGUAUGUACCACCGGCAUACGCAAUGCAAAGUUAUAUGCCGGCACCUGGGUACAUGCCUGGACCGGGAUACGUACCAGCAGUACCGUCCGCACCAGUAGGGUGCAUACCCGCACCGGCGGGAUACGUGUCGGCACCGGCAGGAUACAUCCCAGCACCGACAGCAUAUGUGCCGCCGGCACCGACAGGAUAUGUCCCGGCACCAACAGGAUAUGUCCCGGCACCAACAGGAUAUGUGCCUUCUGCAUAUAGCACAUAUAUGUAUAAACCUUUUUAA